Paramuricea clavata is the source of this 1693-nucleotide messenger RNA. The record is from the annotation of a GenBank genome assembly. NCBI's taxonomy places the organism in Eukaryota, Metazoa, Cnidaria, Anthozoa, Malacalcyonacea, Plexauridae.
GAGAAUUGUGCACGAGGCAUGACAUCCAAACAGUGGCUGCUGACCAUUCAUCUCGCUGUGUCACAAAAAAAUCCUGUUUCACUUUUGAUUUUGUUGUUGUCAUUGAAAAGGUGCUGAAUCAUCAUGUCUUGUCGUCUCUUCUCUACUCUGAUCGUAUCUGUCGUUGUUUUAGGGCAGUUGUUUUCUAUUUCGUAUGGCAAAUCACAGGAUAUAAAAGAUCCAUCCGAAAUAUUCCACAAAUAUCACACAGCUGUCGUCACAGUUGUUACGGAUAAAGGGAGGGGGACAGGGUUUUCUAUCGAUCCUCAAGUAUACCUGAUCACAGGAACGGAAACGAAAAUCAGGUUCGUAAUUACUGCUUUCCAUGUUGUCAAAGGCGCUGCCAGGGUUGGCUUGUAUUUAUACCAGGACGAGAAGGACGACGAAGGCAACUGGAAAAAGGAUAUUUGCCCGGCUGAAAUUUGGGGCUUCGACAUUGUAAGAGACGUUGCUCUCCUUUAUAUAGCGUGUGACACUUGCAAUUGCACGCGUUUAGAAGCCCUACAGACCCGCCUUUCAACUGUAAAUGCUGGAGAAACUAUACUUGUAAUCGGUGAUUCCGCCAAGAGGAGACCUCAUUCGGUUGUAGAUGGAAGGUUGUCGGACACAAAUUUUACUGUUUCUUUAACGUCUCUGAAUUAUAAACAACUAGAUGAAGAUAUCGCAGCUACACCAUUGGUUUCGAGGGUUCAUGGACUAAUUGGUAGUGUUUAUCUGGGAGAUUCGGGCAGCGCCGUGAUGGAUAGAUCUGGCAAUGUUAUUGGAAUGAUCUUGGGUAAACGUGGAGACCUCAUCUAUUGUGUUACGAUAGACGAGAUUUCCAAAGCACGCGGGCAAAUAUUGGACACAAAAAGUCCCAGUUUUGUUGCUUGCACUGCUCAUGAAUCAGCUCUUCUUGGGAGAACGUACUGGGGGAACAGCUCUGGUAAGAGCAUUAACGAAAUGAAUGCACUUGCAACUGCAAUGAAUGCUCAGUACUUUGCGAUUGCACACGAUGGUUUGGAAGCUCAUGCUUUUACAUUCCACGUUCUGUGGUGGGAAAUACUCCCGGAAAACGAUUAUAUAAAGGAAGAUGCAUCACAGUGUCGCUGCGAAAUGACUUCCUUCACAGACGGCAAACAACGUCUUGAGCGUACAAAAGACGGCAAGGUCAUGUGUGGGUGUUCUGAAAAUGCAUGCAGAAUAAAUUCAUAUUACCAGAGGAGAUUCGGGGAAGACAAUGAUCGUCGUUGGGCCGUGUACAAAAGAGUGAGCAGGAGUCUAGACAACAGAUACUACGUACCAAGUAAAGAAUCUAGAGCAUCGAUGGAAGAUAUAGGCGGUGAAAUCGAUUAUUGGAAGCAAAAAGUAGAGAUUUUGAGCAUAGAAAAGGAGAACCUUGUAUCAGAUGGCCAUAUGUGUCGCUUCGAGCUUAGUUAUUUGUCUGUACAAACGCUGGAAGAACGCUGAACGCAUGUUAAAGAAAGCAAAAACAGAACGAGAUAGAUUGGAAGAGCAAUUGUUUCAACAGGAAGUGCUUCAAAAUUCGGAGCCUACAAACAUACCUACACAGGAAUAAAUUAACUGUUAAGAUGCACUGUAAUUUGCUAAUGCUUUCUCGUGUUUACAAUUAAAAUCGUUACGAAUCGUAUUUCUUAAAAUUUGUAUAUCUCGC